Molecule: messenger RNA, 2199 nt
Organism: Tachysurus fulvidraco (yellow catfish)
Lineage: Eukaryota; Metazoa; Chordata; Actinopteri; Siluriformes; Bagridae
Gene: mlec
Product: malectin
Exons: 7
Coding region: 524-1384 (286 amino acids)
Cellular component (GO): membrane
Molecular function (GO): carbohydrate binding
Source: RefSeq, a predicted model, not a curated record
CUUCAACCUGCACCGACUACACACACACACUCACACACACACACACAUACACACACACACACAUACACACACACACACACACACUCACUCACACACACACACUCAGCGGCCCUCAAUGGAUCGAAUGAUUUCAGCGCUUUAGCGUCUUUUACCGAAUUAGAACUGAAUCGUGCACGAAAUCGGGAGCGGAUUAAAAAGUGAUUCUGUGAAGACUGAAUGAAGGAAACCUUAAAGGAGGAGAGACACCGAGGGAGAGAGAGAGAGAGAGAGAGAGAGAGAGAGAGAGAGAGAGACUCUCACACACACACACACACACCUCACACACACAUACACAUGACACAGAAGUGUUUAAUUCACACACACACACAAACACACAGGUUGAUGAACAUUGUGUUAAUACAAGUCCAUAUUAACACCCAGGGAUUCUGAGCACCAUCAUUUGGGCCACACAUCUGGAACACAUCUGCAUUUACACUUUAUUUAUUUCUUUAUUUAUUAAUCAUUUAUACCCGAGUGAGAGGCCAUGCGGCGGGUCACGGCACCAGGAGUGAUCAGGUUGGUGGUGGCGGUGGUCUCCAUACUGGCGGACCUGUACCGUGCUGAGGGUGAUGUGGUGAACCUGUCAGAACGUGUGAUCUGGGCGGUGAACGCAGGAGGAGAAGCUCACACUGACACACACGGCAUCCAUUAUAAAAAAGACCCACUGGAAGGCAAACUGGGAAAAGCGUCAGAUUAUGGGAUGCGGUUGCCAAUCCUGCGCUCGAGUCCGGAGGAUCAGGUGCUGUAUCAGACAGAGCGCUAUAACGAGGACACGUUCGGGUACGAGGUUCCGAUGAGGGACGAGGGAGAGUACAUCCUGGUGCUGAAGUUCUCUGAGGUGUAUUUCGCCCAAUCACAACAGAAAGUGUUUGAUGUGAGGGUUAACGGUCAUGUGGUGGUGAAGGAUUUAGAUAUUUUUGACCGUGUUGGUCACAGUACAGCUCAUGAUGAGAUUAUACCAUUUACUAUUAAGAGAGGAAAACUCAGUAUACUGGGGGAAGUUUCCACCUUCAACAACAAACUAAUCAUCGAGUUUAUUAAGGGUUAUUAUGACAAUCCGAAGGUGUGUGCGCUGUACGUGAUGAAGGGGAAACCUGAAGACGUGCCAAAGCUGCAGCCUCACCCUGGCCUGGAGAAGCCUGAGGAAGAUGAAGAAGAGGAAGAGGACACUGAGGGGGGUGAAGAUACUGUGAAGAAGGUCAUGUCCCAGACUCUGAAAAAACAGGUCCGGUCGGGGCCGAGAACGCCGAACCCCUACGCAGCCGAUAACAGCAGCCUGAUGUUCCCUAUCUUAGUGGCCUUUGGAGUGUUCAUCCCUACACUGUUCUGUCUCUGUCGCCUGUGAGAGAGAGAGAGAGAGAGAGAAGAGAUACUCAGACCUGACAUCACACGUACUGAGACACAGACCACAUCUCCAUAUUUGGAUCAGACACUCCUGGACUUCCACACAUUUCCACCGACGGACCGGGCCACGCCCUCUCAGGCCUGUUAUAAAGGUGCUGUGUGGUGAUGCAGUAAAACAGAGGCUCAUUACAGGAUGGGGGAUUAUUUUCUGUAUAUUUCAGAAUUUGUUGAUUUGAGGGUUUUUGUGUUUGUGUGUGUGUGUGUGUUAGCUGUAGUCUCUUCUGUCUCCUCAGGAUUUCUGAAUUGAUUUGGAUUUUACUUUAAUGGGUUUCUUGUUUUUUAUAUAUUUUUUUAUUUGCACUGCCUGCUGUUUUUAUUUUAAAAGCUUUUUUUUCCUUCUCGCUUGUCAUCUUUUGCCAUUUUGAAAUGUCGGCCUUUGUUUUUGAUGCCUGGAAAUUUAAUUUUUAAAUUAGAUUUUUUUAUAAUACACUAUUCAGUGAUUUACCAUCUUGUGAGUCAUGAACUGUUUCUUUUCUUCCAUUACAAAACCCAUCGCCAUCAACACGGCCAAAGACACUGCUGCCAUCACGCUGAUGUUCUGCUUUCAGCUGUGUGUGUGUGUGUGUGUGUGUGUGUGUGUGUGUGUGUGUGUGAGAGAGUGAGUGAGUGAGUGAGUGAGACUAGCACUCCGUCCGUCUGUCCCUCUCGCAGCUUCUGAACACAGGAGACGCUCCUCUGGCCUUUAGGGAAAUGAAACGUACACAAACUGCAGACUGUGUGCUGUUUCUUUUUAAUAAAUGUGCUAUUUUAUCUAAA